AUGUUCUACAUAAUGUACCUGACCGGCCUGUGCCAGCGCCGCCACUGGCCCGACCCGCUGUACGAAUGUUACCGCACCCGCCAGGGCUACACCUGCACCGUCCGCGUCAACAACCGUGAAUACACCACCGACGCCGAGUACGAGUCGGACGAGCUCGCCCGCAAUGCCGCCGCCACUCGCGCCUACAUGAUCUGCCGCAACUUUUCCGUCAACGACGGCAUGUACCCUGGCCAGAGGCAGGGCCAGGGCGGCAUCAUACAAGGCCUACCCGUCGCCAUUGGCACCGGCCGCCGAAGCACAUAUUCGUCUUCCAACGACUACGACAGCUCGAGUAGUGGCUACGCCGAAGCUGGCAGCGGUGGCAGUAGCCCGCGGAGCAGCGACUACGGCUUGGACACUGAGAGCAGACGAUCAAGCAAGUCUGCCACCGGGAGCUGCUACUGCGGGAGAGGAGAAGUCAGAGCGUAUGAAAGGUGCUCAUCGUGCCUUCGAGACGGUGGCUGGCGCUGA
Messenger RNA from Aplosporella prunicola CBS 121167, 510 nucleotides. RefSeq lists its product as uncharacterized. Bases 1 to 510 code for a protein of 169 amino acids. The record is from RefSeq and is a predicted model, not a curated record. The transcript is spliced from 2 exons. Lineage: Eukaryota; Fungi; Ascomycota; Dothideomycetes; Botryosphaeriales; Aplosporellaceae.